ACGUCGGUGUGAUCCGUUCGCACAGCGGCCGGGGCGGAUCUGCACCAGCCCCCCGGGAGCGCCCACCCACCGCCCCGGAGAGAGCCGGCCCCGCCCGCCCGGCGCUCACCCACCAGGACUCGUGCGCCUCCGGGGUCUCAGGGCGAUCUUCCAAGGCGCCGUCCUCCACGGGCGGCUCGAAGUACGAGUUCAGCGCUCUCUGAAAAACAGACACAGCGGUGGGACCUGGGCGCUCCCCGGACCGAGCUUCGUGUAUGCCUGCCUGAGUCGGCCUUGGUGCAACUUGUCUUCCAAGAAGAUACACCUGUUCAACAAGAUGUAUAAAGUUUCUCAGGUGACUCUGGUCUCUGCUGGCCCUGGGAAAGUGAUUUGUGAAAUGAAAGUAGGUAACGAGCACUCCAAUAAUUAUGGCACUCUCCACGGGGGUAUGACAGCCACCUUGGUGGAUAACAUAUCAACGCUGGCUCUCGUGUCCACAGAAAGGGGAUUACCAGGAGUCAGUGUCGACAUGAACAUAACGUACAUGUCACCUGCUAAAAUAGGAGAAGAUCUAGUGAUAACAGCACAUGUUCUGAAGCAAGGGAAGACGCUGGCAUUUACCUCCGUCGAUGUGACAAACAAGGCCACAGGGAAAUUAGUAGCGCAAGGCAGACACACAAAACACCUGGGAAGCCAGGAACACGAGAACUUCCUGAAGAAAUUCAACAGCAAACACUUGGCGUAAAUUUGACUUGAACAGAUGUAACUUUCAAAAUAAAUUAGCCCUACCAGUAGUGAAUAACCUUUUCUUUGGAGAAAAUGA
Messenger RNA from Suricata suricatta (meerkat), 802 nucleotides. It is a transcript of the gene ACOT13, whose product is annotated as acyl-CoA thioesterase 13. The coding region runs from base 317 to 724 and encodes 135 amino acids. Lineage: Eukaryota; Metazoa; Chordata; Mammalia; Carnivora; Herpestidae. The transcript is spliced from 4 exons. Gene Ontology annotation, molecular function: fatty acyl-CoA hydrolase activity. The record is from RefSeq and is a predicted model, not a curated record.